AUGUCUGGCAUGCACUCCACGUUUUCCAACUCUGUCGUCGGCGAUAAGCGACACAGCUACGCCGUUCUUUCAGCUCUCCAGCAGGGCUCCGCUGCGGAAGGCUCUCCGGCACAGCCCUCUUCUAGCCGCCAACAACAUCCGCAAUAUCCCAAAGAGUCCGAUGCCGCCUCGGUCUCCAGCUUCGGCAGCACAGUCUCCCUCCUGAAGGACAAACUUCACCAAUCCCACAAUAAAUCCUCAUCUUCCAAUAAAUCUACAUCGCUUGUUGCCCGCCAAAAGGCCGCGGACGACGCCAAAGCCCAGGUUCUCAAGAAUCAAUCUGAAUUUUGGUCAACUUCUAUUCGCAACGAUUUGUGA
Messenger RNA from Colletotrichum truncatum, 357 nucleotides. RefSeq lists its product as uncharacterized. Lineage: Eukaryota; Fungi; Ascomycota; Sordariomycetes; Glomerellales; Glomerellaceae. The record is from RefSeq and is a predicted model, not a curated record.